Messenger RNA from Lasiodiplodia theobromae, 609 nucleotides. RefSeq names its product Six-bladed beta-propeller TolB-like protein. The record is from RefSeq and is a predicted model, not a curated record. Lineage: Eukaryota; Fungi; Ascomycota; Dothideomycetes; Botryosphaeriales; Botryosphaeriaceae. Bases 1 to 609 code for a protein of 202 amino acids. The transcript has a single exon.
AUGCUCAAUGGAAUCGCGGUCCUUAACCCAGCCACAACAACGGGGCCGCGUGCAAAGGGGAACGAUUCAGAGCCUUUGCUCCUUCUUGCCGAUUCAACUCGCGGCAUCAUCUACAGCAUCGACGUUGCCGCGUCCAAUAGCUCUACAAACGUAUUCUACUCAAACCCCGACCUGUUGGCGCCGACCGCCGACGCUGCCUUUCCAACUGGCCUCAACGGCCUCCAGCUACCCCCCGUGCGGAACCCGAAGCACGUGUACUUCACCACCGGCUUCCGCGGCACUUUCUUCCGCCUCGAGCUCUCGCAAACAUCGCCUGCCGUGGCUCCCGCAGCUGAACCUGAGCUCCUAGCCAAGGGUUACGAAAAUUUGGACGACUUUGCAUUGGAUGCGGACGGUACUGCUUAUCUCUCUACUUCAGUAGCUCGCGAGAUCGUACGCGUGACGCCCUCUGGUGAAGAGACUGUCAUCUUUCAGGGUGACCUUGUGUCUUCCGGCACUGCUACGCUUCUAGUGGAGAGAGAUGGGAAGAAAAUCUUGUACGUGAACACUGGUAGUGCAUCCAACUUUGGCGACGGCAUCCCAGGGAAGCUAGUUGAGAUCUGGCUGUAA